Molecule: messenger RNA, 396 nt
Organism: Ruditapes philippinarum (Manila clam)
Lineage: Eukaryota; Metazoa; Mollusca; Bivalvia; Venerida; Veneridae
Product: small ribosomal subunit protein eS24-like
Exons: 2
Coding region: 64-381 (105 amino acids)
Biological process (GO): translation
Cellular component (GO): ribosome
Molecular function (GO): structural constituent of ribosome
Source: RefSeq, a predicted model, not a curated record
CCAGUUGGGGGAAAAAAAUUAAUCAAUGAAAUUUUAAAACGCAGAUGAAAUGCAUAUAAUGAUAUGUUUGAUCUCUAUAAAUUUCAGAGUGACAACACAGCAACAAUUCGCACCAGGAAGUUCAUGACCAAUCGUCUGUUAUGUCGGAAGCAGAUGGUUGUUGAUUGUCUCCAUCCCGGCAAAGCCACACUAGCUAAAACAGAGGUGCGAGAAAAGCUGGCACGCAUGUACAAGACCACACCUGAUGUCAUUUUCUGCUUUGGUUUUAAAACACAGUUUGGUGGAGGAAAAACAUCAGGCUUUGCCCUCAUAUAUGACAGCUUAGACUUUGCAAAAAAGUUUGAACCAAAAUACAGACUUGCUCGAGUGAGUUUCAUGUAGUAGAUUUGAAGGGCA